Messenger RNA from Ictalurus punctatus (channel catfish), 3318 nucleotides. RefSeq names its product fibronectin type III domain-containing protein 7. Lineage: Eukaryota; Metazoa; Chordata; Actinopteri; Siluriformes; Ictaluridae. Bases 104 to 2557 code for a protein of 817 amino acids. The transcript has 14 exons. Gene Ontology annotation, molecular function: protein binding. The record is from RefSeq and is a predicted model, not a curated record.
ACCAUAUAUGUACUGAGGCGUAAGACGAGAAAAAGAGAAAGAGCAGAAUAUAACGUGGAUAAUAAACACAGCUUGAUAAGACCCAGCCAGGACUUUGAAGAGAAUGGGACUCAGAGGUGUGAUGUUGUGGGUGUUUUUACUGGGAAUUGUUGCACAGAAUGUUGUCCAAGGUAACCUGACCGUCAGCAUGUACACGGUCACCUCUAAAACCGCAGUGCUGAGCUGGACUAAAUACAUGGGCUCGUCUUCAUACAGACUCACAGCGUCGCUUCGCAACUCUCCCAACCCGUCCGCCUUCAGCAUCUUCAGCCAGAACAUCGUCAUGGGCACCAUCAACACUCUGUCCUCCAACACCAACUACACUUUUAAGCUGGAGGCACUGGACAGCUCCAUGACAGUGCUAGCUCAAGCCAGUGUGGACGGAUACACUGCUCCUGACGUCCCCACCAUCACAGCGGCUUCCUCCAAACAGAGCCAAAGCAUCACAGUGGAGUUCACACAAGUCUCAGGUGCCUCCUCGUACAUCCUGCGCACCGAGACCAGCAAGGGCGCCUUCGUAUCAGAGACGUCUGUGCCUGGCUCUCCAGGGACGGUGUCCGGCUUGCAGCCUUACACCGACUACACCCUGAGCGUCAUGUCCGUCAACAGCGGUGGCAGUAGCCAGCCUUCACCCUCGGUCCAAGCAAAGACAGUGUUGGCCGCUCCUCUGCUAAACAGCAGCUCCCCCACUAACAGCAGCAUUGUGGUGAUCUGGGCUCCGGUACCGAACGCCACACUCUACAGCAUCAGCAUUAUUCGUGACGGCUCAUACCAGCAGAGUCGCCUCAACACCAGCAACACCAACGUGACCUUCAGCAACCUGGAGGCCGGCACUAACUACUGCAUCAAAGCUAAUGCCUGGAGUCCACAAAGCGUGCCUGGGGAUGACUACACCAUAUGCCAGAUCACCCGUCCUCCUACGCCUCAGUCCAUUGUACUGGUGAGCACGGCAGGGAACGGUGUAGUGGGUCUGUCAGCGUCCUGGGCUCCUGCUCAGGGAGCCAAUCGGUACUUAGCCAUGAGCUCGGCUGGACUGAACUGCUCGUCUGCAUCGACUUCCUGUACUCUGAGUCCACUGAGCUGCGGACAGAUCCAUUAUAUCUCUGUAACUGCCUUUAACCAAGCUGGACCGAGCCAAUCCUCAGGGUCGCAGCGUUACAUUUCAUUCCCCUGUCCUCCAGAGCCGGUCCAUGUGGAUGACAUCGGACGCGGUAACUGCUCCCUGUCCUGGAACCCCGUGUCCUACGUUGACUAUUACACCGCUUUCAGCAAGAGAGACGACGGUAUCGAAGAGAUGUGUAACUCCACGGGCACUUCCUGUAACUUCAGCUGCCACUGCGGCUACUCCUACAUCCUGAGUGUGUUCGCUAACAACCAAGCUGGAGCCAGUCCUCCAGGACCCCUCCUAAAUCAAACCACCGUCCCGUGCUGUCCGACGAACGUGACCGUUUCUAGAAUUUCCUGGGAGUCCCUGAUGAUCACAUGGAUUCCGGUGCGAGGGGCAGACAUGUACAAAGUGCAGGCUGUGGACUCUUCUAAAAACACAGUGCUGUGUAAUGACACCUCACCUGAGUGUGUGCUCUCUGAUCUCAACUGCAACACCAGGUACAAUGUCCUCGUCUGUCCCUGCAAUGAAGAACAGGGGUGCAAUUGCUCCUGCAAUACCCCGACACAAGAAACAGCUCCCUGUAUGCCUGAGAGAGUGACUGUAAGUCCGAUUAACUCGUCCUCCAUCAAUGUCACCUGGACGUCCACUAACAACGCCGCCAACUACACCGUCAAUGUGAUUGGAUCAGCAGGUGGCCGCCUCACCUGUCAAUCAAGCACGACAUUCUGUCAGGUGAACGGAUUAUUAUGUGGCUCCUCCUAUCAGGUCACCUCCACUGCCUCCACGGCCGCCGGACUGAGCAUGCCCAGUUACAGCGUGUACUUCCAGACAGCUCCAUGCUGUCCAGCCACUUUGAGCGUCACUCAGGUGAACCAGGCGAUGAGUAACGUCACCUGGUCAGCUGCUCAGGGAGCUCAGUCGUUUAUAGCGUCGCUGAACUCGUCGCGAGGCAACGCCGCAUGUCACACCACGCAGACCAACUGCCUGAUAGGAUGCAUCACUUGUGGAACAAACCACACUGUCUCGCUACAGGCCAUCAGCUCUGGGGGAAACAAGACAGUAUGCACGUACCAUGGCUUCUCCACCAGUGUGUGCUGUCCUUCAAGAAUCCGUCUUUACACACGCCUCAAUAAUACCCUGCGUGUUUCAUGGUGGUCCUCGAGCUCCUCCAGUAACUUCACAGCCCAGGUGACAGGUGGAGGCCGGGCCUAUGCUUGCAGCCCCGCACCGGGACAGAGUAUGUGUGACGUCUCAGAGGUCACGUGUGGUGAUGUGUACACAGUCAUUGUGGCACCCAUAAACCCAGACGGAACCGUGGUGCCGUUCUGUCCCAGUAGGAUGUACUCCGUUUAUUGCUCAGGCAGAGAUAUCGGAAUGGUACUCUAUCGAGGAAAGAGAAGUCUGGAUUAGCAAACGCUUCAUCUGACAUCAGACCAAAGAGCACAACUGCACUCUUCUGCAUAACAUCCUCAACAUCCCCAUGUUACCAACUCGUACUAACACACAAUACUCCUGUCGUAUCCAAGAGAUCAAAUAAUUACAUAUAUUGAUAAGUAUGUGUGCCUUAAUGCUAGACAUAGUGUAUUUAAAACCAUUCAAAGCCAUUAAAAGCAUGUAUUCAAAAGGUACUUAUUAACCCAACUACCCAAGAGCAAGUGAAAUCAAUGUAUUCAUGGUAUGUACGUAAAAUGAGGACUAAAGUAUACGGUUUAUGCGUUUAUGUGUUUGUUGGGCCACACAAAUGUAACUUGAACAUUGUAUUUACUUUACAUAGGCGAGUAGAAAUAAUUGACCAGAUUUAAAUGAAGUGCACAUGAUUCAGGUAUCCCAAAAUGUUCUCAGGGUAAUGGCCAUUUUUUUCUUUCUCUCUUUGUUCUAUUAAUGCCAGAAAUAUUAUAGUUUAUAGUGAAGCAAAGCACGAAAAAAUAAAAAAAAAUAAAAAAAGGUUUAAAAAGUAAAAAUGAUCCAACUAAUAUGUCAAAUGUCAAAGAUUUGAGAACUCAUUUUGUUUUCAAUUUGAAUUAACUUCAAUUUUAUGAACGCUUUUUCCUAUGUCUUAUGCCUCCAAAGGAAACAAUUGUUUUUAUUUUAUAAAUACUAUAAUCUUUGGAUGUAAUGAAAAAAACAGUUUGGAAUAUAUCUGUUAGUAUCAAAUAAAUUCACGAACAUUC